Sphenostylis stenocarpa is the source of this 1218-nucleotide messenger RNA. NCBI's taxonomy places the organism in Eukaryota, Viridiplantae, Streptophyta, Magnoliopsida, Fabales, Fabaceae. The record is from the annotation of a GenBank genome assembly.
AUGCAUCGCAUUACCUUUUCCAACGCCGAUGGCUCCUCCACUUCCCCAUCAUCCAGGUCUCUCACUCUCUUCCUUAUUUCAUUCACUGUUAUUAAUAAAUUCAUAAUCUUUAUGCGCUCUGAUUUGUUGCCCCUUGUGGUGCAGCGCCCUCCCUUUUUCAGCUUCAAGAUGGGUGUUCCUUCUGCUGCUCGACAAGCCUUCAAGCUUACCGUUCUUGCUUUAGUUAUCUCCGGUAUUUUGCUGGAGCUUCUGCCGCAUCCGUUUAAGUACGGCGUCGCCACCACGAGAUUUUUUGUGGAGCAGAUAACCUCUUUUGCUGCCACUUUUGCUAUUUUCUUCUCUUGGGAGUUGACUCAUCAUUUGCAUUGGGUUUUGCAUACUAAGAGAUCCAUAUUUGCACCUCCAAAAGGAUCAGCGGCAGCUGAGACAAAUCCAAGUGAGCAUCUCCUUUCAGCUUUGGAGGAAACUAAUCCUACAUCACUUCUACGGUAUCUUGCAUAUCUUGAUCUCUGUAUGGUUUGCGAGAACAAUGUUGACACUUGGAGGCGUGCGGGGUUUUUUGAAGAAACCAGUGAAACUUACAAAAGAGUAAUUGCUGUGUGCUUGAGGCCGUUGGAACAUCUUGCGACUAAAUUAGGUGAAGGCUCUGGAAAUCCCGUUGACAAAGCUACUCAACUAUCAAAUCAGCUGUUGUCUCCAACAGAUGCACGGCCAGAUUUGAAGAACGUGGAAGAACUGUACAACUUCCAGCUAUAUGCAUGGUGUUCAAGGAGCGUUGCCUCACUGACUGCCUGCUCACGUAAAGAAGACAAGUUUGGGGUCGCUCAGCUUUCCGGGAGUAAUGCUGCCGUGGUCUCAACACUUCUGUCCUGCCUUCUUGCUGUUGAAAAUUUCAUGGGAAAGAAAACAAACCUGCAAUCCCCAAAUCAGGUUUUGGGACCUGCUGGUAUCAAAUGGGCAACUGUGAAUAGUGGAAGAGUAGAUGUUGCAGCUGGUAGGAGAAGAAGUGGUCCAGUAAAUUCGAAAGCUUAUGCUAUUGCUGAUGUUCUCAAGACUUCAAUAUACCAAAUAGUCUCUGCAUUCCAUGAUGAAAUGUUGGCUGGUGCUAAAGCAAAUCUUCUGGAGAAGAACUGGAUAACAACUGGGAAGCCACUUUUUGGUACUCGGGAGAUGCUAAUACAAAAAUUACGUAUUUUUCUUGAUUUUCGAGCUACCUAA